AUGAUUUGUCAGGACUUUGAGCGUCAGAUGGGUGGAGGAGGAAUUCGAGGAAUUUUGAGUAAAUUUGGGAAAAGUGGAAAUAUAAUUAUAGAUGAUUUUAUUCUUGAAAAAGAAUUAAGAUGGAUUCCUUAUAACAAAUUCAAAAAUGUUGAAUAUCUUAAUGAAGGAGGAUUUGGUACUAUAUACAAAGCUAUUUGGUUAAAGAAUAUUGGAGAUGAAGAAUGGGAAUAUCAUAUAAGUGUUUUACGUUCAAGUGAUAUUAUAAAUAUUUAUGGAUUUACAGAAGAUCCAAAUACAUUAAAAUAUAUGGUAGUAAUGGAAUAUGCAAAUAAAGGUAAUUUAAGAGAAAAUUUAAAGAGAAUAGUUGAAAAUAAUUGGAAUCAAAAAUUAUAUAUGUUGUGCGAAAUUAUUUCUGGACUUAGUAAAAUACAUGGAAAAAAUCUUAUUCAUUGUGAUUUUCAUGAUGGUAAUAUUUUAAAUCAUAAUUAUAAAAACAAAGAUAAAAUUUAUAUUAGUGAUUUAGGAUUAUGUCAACCUGUGAAAUCGUUUUUGAAAAAGCAUGAUAUUUAUGGUGUUAUACCAUUUAUGGCACCCGAAGUUUUAAGAGGAAAAUCUUACACUCCAGCUAGUGAUAUAUAUAGUUUUUCUAUGAUUAUGUGGGAACUUACAUCUGGGGUACCACCAUUUAAUGAUAGAGCACAUGAUAUUCAACUUAGUUUAAGUAUUUGUAAAGGUGAACGACCUGAAAUUAUUGAAAAUACUCCACAAUGCUAUGUAGAUUUAAUGAAAAAAUGUUGGAAUGAAGAUCCAUUGAAAAGACCAUCUACAUCAGAAGUGAAUGGUAUUAUUAAUAAUUGGAUUUUCUGUCCUUAUAAUAAUGAAGUCAGUAAAGAAAUAGUAAGCAACAUUAUGGAAUUUAUAAAUGCACCAAUUGGGCAUAACAAUCUUGCUACUAAAUCUCAUCCUAAUGCAUGUUAUACAAGUCGCUUACUUGAUUUUACUAGUAAAAAAUUAAAUGAAAUUCUUGAAAGUGAAGAUUCACAAGCAGAUUUGAAUGAUUGUGUAAUUAGAGUUUCAAGGUCAUUAGAUGAAAAUACUUGUGAAAAAUUGAAUGAAAUUCUUGGAAGUGAAUCUAGUAGAAAAAUGAAUGAAAUACUAAUAGUAAAUGAAGAUUUGAAUGAUUGUAUAAUUAAAGAUUGA
This is a messenger RNA of Rhizophagus irregularis DAOM 181602=DAOM 197198, 1200 nucleotides long. The record is from RefSeq and is a predicted model, not a curated record. Lineage: Eukaryota; Fungi; Glomeromycota; Glomeromycetes; Glomerales; Glomeraceae.